Molecule: messenger RNA, 1518 nt
Organism: Sphenostylis stenocarpa
Lineage: Eukaryota; Viridiplantae; Streptophyta; Magnoliopsida; Fabales; Fabaceae
Source: the annotation of a GenBank genome assembly
AUGAUUUUGAUAGCAAUUAUUUUAGUUUCUCUUGCUUUUCUGUGGCUAUGCAGAACAAAGAAGAAGACAAAUAAUUUACCUCCUGGUCCCAUGGGGUUGCCAAUUUUGGGAAGCCUUAACAAGUUGGGAGCUUAUCCUCAUCGUGAUCUGCACCAACUAGCUCUAAAAUAUGGACCUGUCAUGUACUUGCGAUUAGGUUUUGUGCCAACUAUUGUUGUUUCUUCACCCAAAGCUGCUGAACUCUUCCUCAAGACUCAUGACCUUGUCUUUGCUAGUAGACCACGUUUUCAAGCUGAAAAAUACAUAUCUUGGGGGCAGAAGAACUUAGGCUUUGCUGAAUAUGGUUCUUAUUGGCGCAACAUGCGCAAGAUGUGCACAUUGGAAUUGCUAAGUCAAACCAAAAUUAAUUCCUUCCAAAGCAUGAGAGCAGAGGAGCUUGACCUGUUGAUCAAGCUUCUAAGAGAGGCAGCCAAUGAUGGAGCUGUUGUUGAUCUCAGUGCUAAGGUUUCAACACUUAGUGCAGACAUGGCUUGUAGAAUGAUUUUAGGGAAGAAGUACAUGGACCAGGACUUGGAUGAGAAAGGGUUCAAGGCUGUGAUGCAAGAGGCAAUGCAGUUAGUAGCAACUCCUAACAUAGGAGAUUACAUUCCUUACGUUGGUGCACUUGACCUUCAAGGGCUAACUAAGCGCUUGAAGUUAGUUUACAAAAUCUUUGAUGACUUCUUCGAGAAAAUUAUUAAUGAGCACAUGGAAUCAAAGGGAGAAGACAGGACAAAGGAUUUUGUGGAUGUCAUGCUGGGCUUUUAUGGUACUGAAGAUUCUGAAUACCGCAUUGAACGAUCCAAUAUCAAAGCCAUACUGAUGGAUAUGUUGGCUGGGUCAAUGGAUACUUCUGCUACAGCAAUAGAGUGGGCACUUUCAGAGCUGCUAAAGAAUCGAAGGGUGAUGAAGAAAGUCCAAAUGGAGUUGGAAAGUGUAGUGGGUCUGAAAAGGAAGGUGGAAGAAUCAGACUUGGAGAAGUUGGAGUAUUUGGACAUGGUUAUAAAGGAAAGCAUGAGGCUCCAUCCAGUGGUACCGUUGCUAAUACCACACCAGUCCACAGAAGAUUGCAUGGUUGGAGAUAUUUUCAUACCUAAAAAGUCAAGGGUUAUAGUGAAUGCAUGGGCAAUUAUGAGAGAUCCAAGUGCAUGGAGAGAGGAAGAGAAGUUCUGGCCAGAGAGAUUUGAGGGAAGCAGCAUAGAUGUUAGAGGGCGUGAGUUCCAGCUGAUACCAUUUGGGUCUGGCAGAAGGGGAUGUCCAGGAAUACAAUUGGGUCUGACUGUGGUUAGUCAAACUGUCGCACAACUUGUGCAUUGUUUUGAUUGGAAACUGCCCCAUGACGUGUUGCCAGAAGACUUGGACAUGACAGAGGAGUUUGGCCUCACAAUGCCCAGGGCCAAUCAUUUACUUGCCAUUCCUAGCUAUCGGCUUUCCCAGGAGAGAGGGAUUAUCAGGGAAGAAAAAAAUAAAGACCAGUGA